UGCUCGUGAUUGAUGUUGCUUGUGAUCAAUGUUGGUUCAUGGUUACAUGCAUAGAAAUUAGAUCACCUGAGUAAUUUCACAGAGCAUCAACUCCUUUCAUUGCAAAAGGUAUAAAAGAAUUACCUUAAUGUCUAUUUACCAUUUGAUGCGCACGAAUAUGGUUUGGAGUUUAUUUUGUGGUAACUUGGCCUAGUUGUGUUGCAACGUAGUGCCGUGUAGAACGUUAGGACCACUGAUUUAUGCAACCAAGGGCCAGUAAUAACAAAAUUCAUGCUUAUUUUACGAACAAAUUGAAGUUCCAUCGAUCUUCCUAAACCUACUGCUUCAAAUAUGAAGCUUUUGGAGAUUAUUUGAUCAACCCAUGGUAUUCUUUACUGCUUCAAAUAUUUGUGUUGUUAAUAAUUAUAUUGUUAUUCUGUUAUAAAAAUAAAUAAAUAUAUAUCUGUACAUAAGAAAUACAUGUAUUCAGUAAACAGCAAGGGUAUUUCAGUCAUUUCUCAUUUUAUACAAGAUUUCAGCCCAUUCAAUAAGCAGUCUGCCAAACAGUUAACUUCUGUGACCAGCUGCUUCUUUAACCAGCUGCUUCUCAGGCCAGCUAACCACCAGCUGGCUUCAGAAUAAGUUUCAGCUGUGCCAAACAGGCCCAAUGUCUAAUGGAAGGUUGUACGCUAAAAGCUAGUAUUUGGAACAAAUGAUCGCCACAAGAAUUUAUACGAAUUUCACCAAAAGAAAAUUAGAUCCUCGCAAGAUGGUAAAACAUAACUUGUUUGGUUGGAACUGGGAAACUUCAAUUUGAAAAUCAUUCAAUUGUAAUGGGAAAAUCCGUACCUUUUCACUUCGUAGAAAACAUGAAAAGAACGAAUCGGUGGCCCGUGGCCGCGAGAAAGCAAGGGCCCAGUUGAAACGGCCUUCACAUGGGGUGGGGGGGGGGGAGACCUGGACUCACACUCAAAAUGGGCCUAAUAGGCCCACGAAGCCCAGAUCAUUCUCGUGAAAAAUCUCACAGCUCAGUCCACGCUUGUGGGCUUCUCUUUUCUUUCUCCUCGACUUUCCCCACAGAAAAAAGAAGCAGGGAGGAGAUGCGGAGGGCGUCACCUUCGCCGUCUCCGGCGAGGGGCCCGGCGGUCUUCGCCGCCGCGUUCGUGGUGUUACUGCCGGCCUUGUUCCCAAGGAUGUUCUCUCCGCUCGGCCACGCCUUCCCUUCCCUCUUCUCGGAGUGGAAUGCACCUAAGCCAAUGCAUCCUUCUCUUUUAAAUGAGGCUUUGCGAUGGGCAAUUCCAGCUGAGCAGAAGAGAGAGCUCUGGUCACCCUUGCCAUACCAGGGGUGGAAACCAUGCUUAAAGUCAUCAAUUUCUCAUGCAUUGCCUCUGGAGCCAAGUGGGUACAUACAGGUAUUUCUUGAUGGUGGACUUAACCAGCAAAGAAUGGGGAUAUGUGAUGCAGUUGCAGUUGCAAAAAUUCUUAAUGCUACUCUUGUGAUCCCACAUCUUGAAGUAAACCCUGUUUGGAAGGACUCAAGUUCAUUCGAAGAAAUUUUCGAUGUCGAUCACUUUAUCAACUCCCUAAAAGAUGAUGUUUCCAUCAUCAAAAUGCUUCCAAAAGAAUUUUCUUGGAGCACAAGAGAGUACUAUGGCACUGGCAUCCGUGCUACGAGAAUAAAAACUGCACCUCUUCACGCCUCAGCAAAUUGGUAUCUGGAGAAUGUCAGUCCUAUCCUGCAGAGCUAUGGUAUUGCUGCUAUUGCCCCCUUUUCUCAUCGCCUUGCCUUUGAUGAUUUGCCUGCGGAUCUUCAACGUUUACGUUGCAACGUUAACUUCCAAGCCCUGGUUUUUCGACCUUACAUUAUCUCACUGGGGGAGACUCUUGUGAAGCGCUUGAGGUCUCCUGUUCAGGGGCAUUCUGAUGAAUCUGUCCAUCAAGCUGUAGACCAAAGUACAAAUCAAGAUGGAAAAUAUGCAGUUUUGCAUCUCCGCUUUGAUAAGGAUAUGGCUGCACAUUCAUCCUGUGACUUUGGAGGUGGCAGAGCUGAAAAAUUAGCUCUCGCUAAGUACAGGCAAGUUAUUUGGCAAGGGAGGGUAUUAAAUUCACAGCUAACUGAUGAAGAGCUUCGGAACACAGGACGUUGCCCAUUGACCCCAGAAGAGAUUGGCCUGUUAUUGGUAACCCUCGGCUUCGACAGCAGAACUCGACUCUAUCUUGCUUCUCACAAGGUAUAUGGUGGGGAAGCCAGGAUCUCUAGCUUGCGCAAACUUUUCCCACUGAUGGAGGACAAAAGGAGCCUUGCAUCUGAAGAGGAGCUUGCUGAUGUUGAAGGGAAGGCUUCUGUGCUAGCAGCUCUUGACUAUUACAUCAGCAUUCAUAGUGAUAUUUUCAUCUCUGCGUCUCCUGGGAAUAUGCACAAUGCUUUGUUAGCUCACCGGACAUAUGAGAACUUGAAGACCAUAAGGCCAAACAUGUCAUUGCUGGGCCGCAUCUUUGUGAACAAGAGCAUGGAGUGGUCAGAAUUUCAGCAUGCUGUACAGGCAGGGCACAAAGGAAGAUACGGGCAAAUCAGGCUGAGGAAGCCAAAGCAAUCUAUCUAUACCUAUCCUGCUCCAGAUUGUAUGUGCCAAGGGUAGACUGCUAAAUUCCACAUCAAUCACUACUUUACUAGGCGCUCUGCAGCAGUGCAGCGCACGGAGCUCAAGGAUCCUGAGAGAUCACCAGCUAAUCUGUCAAUGGCAUUCCUUACCGGCAAUUGCUAGCUCCCUUGGAUUGCGAAAUUGGUUGGUGGUUUAGUCAUUUAGCUCAUUCUGUUGAAUCUUAGAUUAUACCAACUUGACUUGUAGCCUCCACGAGGACAAUCCUUCUCCGGCUCCAUGUAAAUUUUGAGACCGCUGCUGGGCACUAUAAUCUUUUUCCCCCUGUGUUCAUAAUACAGUUUAUGCAGAUGUAAUUAACAGAGAUUGUUUGUUGUGACGGUGAUAGCA
Molecule: messenger RNA, 2969 nt
Organism: Panicum hallii
Lineage: Eukaryota; Viridiplantae; Streptophyta; Magnoliopsida; Poales; Poaceae
Product: O-fucosyltransferase 39-like
Exons: 10
Coding region: 915-2618 (567 amino acids)
Source: RefSeq, a predicted model, not a curated record